Messenger RNA from Musca domestica (house fly), 1238 nucleotides. RefSeq names its product CCHC-type zinc finger nucleic acid binding protein (gene CNBP). The coding region runs from base 178 to 630 and encodes 150 amino acids. NCBI's taxonomy places the organism in Eukaryota, Metazoa, Arthropoda, Insecta, Diptera, Muscidae. Gene Ontology annotation, molecular function: zinc ion binding; nucleic acid binding. The record is from RefSeq and is a predicted model, not a curated record. The transcript has a single exon.
UUUUUCGUUGUAAAAAGGAGGCACUGUUAGACAACAAGCCAUUUUUCGUCGUUUGUAGUGUGCGUGGAGUUGGUGAGGUGAAAGACAUUUUCACACCGAGUCCGCAUUUAGUUGAUUUAUCGUUUGGAUCGUUGCUGAGUACGUUUAGCUGGUAAGACAUAUACAUAACACAUCAGAAUGUCUAUGGCUUCAUCCACGUGCUACAAGUGUAAUCGUCCGGGCCAUUUUGCCCGCGACUGUAAUGCCGGAGGAGGUGGUGGCGGCGGCCGUGAUAUGAGACGCGGAAAUAACCGUGAAAAAUGCUUCAAAUGCAACCAAUUCGGACAUUUUGCUCGUGCCUGCCCCGAGGAAUCUGAACGUUGUUAUCGUUGCAACGGCAUUGGCCACAUAUCCAAGGACUGUGCUCAACCCGAUAAUCCGACGUGUUUCAACUGUAACAAAGUUGGCCACUGGGCGCGUAAUUGCCCCGAGUCGUCCAACGACCGCGGUUCCAGUAAUAUUUCAUGCUACAAGUGCAACCGCACUGGUCACAUCUCCAAGAACUGUCCAGACACAGCGAAGACAUGCUACGGCUGCGGCAAAAGCGGUCACCUGCGACGUGAGUGCGAGGAAAAAGGGAGCCGUAACUAGAAAGCGGUCAAUCUCCACCACUGCCGAUUGACCCCAUUCAUUUCCUUCAACUUCCCUGUCACCGAAUCCAAUUUGAAAAUUAUUUUUAAAAUUAUACCCAUUUUUCCCAAAUCCCGUAAAAUAUCUUGAAUUAUUCCAAGCUGCAAUUGCAGCCAAUCACGUAUACCUAUACAUCUAUAUAUGAUUUAACCAACUGCAAUGUAAUGCAGCCAAUCUCUCUUCAAAGUAUAUUGUACUCUACUUUGGAUAUAAAGUGUCCCAAUGUGAUACAAGAAUAAAUAGUGGAUGGAUUGAAGAAUUAAUUACUGAAUAAAAUUAAAAAAUGAUAAUCGCUGUGAAUAAUCUCAAUGCUGCAUCAAUUUUAAUUCGUCUGUACCCAAGUAAAAUCAUCUGGAGCCUCACUUUGUACAUUGGGGUGAUUCGUUGGACUUAUAAUUAUUUGGAGCGUUGUGAUGCAUGAGGAAAAAACAUCUCAGAAGCACUAUGUUUAUUUACUUUCAAAUUUAUAACAUAAAAACUAACAUAAAAAACAAGAAAUUUCAACUAUCACUGUGAUUGUUUUUUAAUUGUAAAUUAAAAUACUGGAGCUGCUGAUUUGAACACAAUUA